Molecule: messenger RNA, 1797 nt
Organism: Danaus chrysippus (African queen)
Lineage: Eukaryota; Metazoa; Arthropoda; Insecta; Lepidoptera; Nymphalidae
Source: the annotation of a GenBank genome assembly
AUGCCGACAAUUUCUGUAAAACGUGAUGCACUUUUCGCAGCCUUGGGAAAAUCUUACAGUAAUGUUGCAUUCAAUCAUAAUAUGAUAAUAUACAGGGUGACUGCUGAUGAGGAAUUCCAAGAUGUGUGUUUUGAAUUUGGGCUGGAAUUGGAUGAAGUGACAACAGAGAAGCAGAUGUUGAUAAAGGAGCAAGGAGAUCAAGCAGGUGCUGGAGUAUCAGAGGAGGUUUUAUAUCGAAUUGAUAUACCAGCUAAUAGAUAUGAUUUGCUGUGCCUUGAAGGACUUGUCAAUGGUAUACUUGUAUUUCAGGGCAAGAAAUCCCCACCGAUUUUCAAGUUAAAAAAGUAUGAAGAUUGCUACUCCCUACAUUUAACACCAGCUACAGCUCAAAUCAGGCCUUAUGCUGUGGCAGCUGUACUUAAAGGAAUAUCUUUCACUAAAGCUAGCUAUGAUAGCUUCAUAGAAUUACAGGAUAAAUUACAUCAAAACAUCUGUAGAAAACGAACGCUAGUAGCUAUUGGUACACAUGAUCUGGAUACUAUUCAGGGUCCAUUUGUGUAUGAUGCUUUACCACCAAAUGAGAUUAAAUUCAAAGCUCUCAAUCAAACCAAGGAGAUGACUGCUCCAGAAUUAAUGGAAUUAUACUCUACUCAUGCUCAACUUAAACAAUAUCUAAAUAUUAUAAGAGACAGCCCUGUAUAUCCAAUUAUUAAGGAUAAAAAUGGUGUUGUGCUGUCUAUGCCUCCGAUCAUCAAUGGAGAUCACUCCAAGAUCACACUCGACACUAAGAAUGUUUUCAUCGAGUGUACUGCCACUGAUCUCACAAAGGCAAUAGUAGUGUUGGACACGAUUGUGUGUAUGUUCUCUGAGUAUUGUGCCAAUAAAUAUGAAAUACAACAAUGCAAAGUGUUCUCACCCGAUGGAACUUAUGAGUUAUAUCCUCAGCUUGAAUAUAGGGAUGAAGUUAUAAGUGUUGAAAAAGCCAACAAAUAUAUAGGGAUUAAUGAGUCCAGUGACGUUCUAUCCUCCCUCCUCUCCCGCAUGUGUCUUUUGUCUGUUCCGAGCGGCGACCAGCUCACAGUCCGCGUGCCCCCCACUAGGCAUGACGUCAUACACGCCUGCGACCUCUACGAAGACAUCGCCAUCGCUUAUGGUUAUAACAACAUCCCUCGUCGUCCGUCCCGUGUUGUGUCUUGUGGAGCUCAGGAGCCGCUCAGUAAACUUACUGAGCAACUGCGACACGCGUGUGCUUGUGCUGGGUACACUGAAGCACUCACCUUCACACUUUGUUCUCGUGAAGAUGUAUCAACAAAACUUGGUUACAAAAUAGAAGAUAUCCCAGCGGUUCAUAUUUCAAACCCUAAAACGCUGGAGUUCCAAGUAGUGAGGACGUUGUUGUUACCUGGAUUGCUUAAAACACUCGCUGCCAACAAGAAGAUGCCCUUACCGUUGAAGCUGUUUGAGAUUAGUGACGUCGUCAUCAAAGAUGAGAACGAGGAGACGGGUGCCCGUAAUGAGCGUCGUCUGUGCGGUGUUUACUGCGGCAAGGCUGGUGGCUUUCAGUUCGUGCACGGAUUACUUGACAGACUGCUGUCGUCACUGAGAGUGGCGCAUAAAGAAGAUUACUAUUUAAAGCCUUGUCAAGAUCCUACGUAUUUCCCCGGACGUUGCGCUGAGGUCGUACUACAAGGUCAAGUCAUCGGCAAAAUAGGUGUCAUCCAUCCGAAUGUACUGACAGCAUUCGAACUUACCAACCCUUGCUCCGCUGUGGAAAUUAAUAUUGAACCGUUCUUGUGA